UCCUCUGCCCUCAAACUCUCCAGCCCGUCUUCCAGUACCCCUAGAUACCACUAAGAGGUCCUGAGGAAAGGUACCCCACUGCCAUUAUGGGGAAAAAUACGAAGAAACCCCCUCCGAAGAAAGGCAAGAAGAGAAAGAAAGAAGACCUGGACGAUCUGAAGAAGGAAGUGGACGUCGAGGACCACAAGCUCUCCUUGGAAGAGCUCGCCCAGAAGUACAAGACAGACCUGAACGCAGGCCUCACAAAAGCCCAAGCGGCUGAAAUUUUGGCCCGGGACGGCCCCAAUGCUCUGACCCCGCCCCCGACCACCCCAGAGUGGGUCAAAUUCUGCCGCCAGCUCUUUGGGGGCUUCUGCAUCUUGCUGUGGAUCGGGGCUUUCCUCUGCUUCUUUGCCUAUGGCAUCCAGGAGAUCGUGGAGGGCAACGCGCAAAAGGACAACCUCUACUUGGGUAUUGUGUUGGCAGCAGUGGUGUUGAUCACCGGCUGCUUCUCCUACUACCAGGAGGCCAAAAGCUCCCAGAUCAUGGAGUCCUUCAAGCACAUGGUGCCGCAGAAAGCCCUGGUCAUCCGGGACGGCAAGAGGAUGCAGAUCAACGCUGAGGAAGUGGUGGUGGGGGACUUGGUAGAGAUCAAAGGAGGAGACCGGGUCCCCGCCGAUUUGAGGAUUAUCUCGGCCAGUGGCUGCAAGGUGGACAACUCCUCCCUCACGGGCGAAUCAGAGCCGCAAUCUCGAAACGCAGAUUACACCCACGAGAACCCGCUCGAAACACGCAAUAUUUGCUUCUUCUCAACCAACUGUGUGGAAGGAACUGCCCGAGGCAUCGUCAUCUUAACGGGGGACGAUACAGUGAUGGGACGCAUUGCUUCCUUGGCAUCCGGCCUGGCGGAAGGAUCCACCCCCAUUGCCCGGGAGAUUGAACACUUCAUCCAUAUCAUCACUGCUGUGGCUGUCUUCCUGGGCGUGUCCUUCUUCAUCCUGGCCAUGAUACUCGGCUACCGCUGGCUGGAGGCGGUUGUCUUCUUGAUCGGCAUCAUUGUGGCAAACGUCCCCGAAGGGCUCCUGGCCACUGUCACCGUCUGCCUGACCCUCACGGCCAAGCGCAUGGCCUUGAAGAACUGCCUGGUGAAAAACUUGGAGGCGGUGGAGACGCUGGGCUCCACCUCCACCAUCUGCUCAGAUAAGACAGGAACCUUGACCCAGAACCGUAUGACCGUCGCUCACAUGUGGUGCGACAACGAGAUCUUUGCCGCUGACACCACCGAGGAACAAGCCGGGGCGAUGAUGACGAUGAAGCGCUCGCCUACUUGGCUGGCCCUCACCCGCAUCGCUGGGCUCUGCAACCGGGCUGACUUCAAGCCUGGGCAGGAGGAGGUCCCAGUUGCCAAGAGGGAAACUACCGGGGACGCGUCCGAGUCAGCGCUCCUGAAAUGCAUAGAGCUCUCCUACGGGUCCGUGGCAACCAUGCGGGAGAAUAACCCCAAAGUAGCGGAGAUUCCUUUCAACUCCACCAACAAGUACCAGCUGUCCAUCCAUGAAGCCGAGGAUAAGCCCAAAGGCCACAUCCUGGUGAUGAAAGGGGCUCCUGAGAGGAUCCUGGAUGUAUGCUCCACCAUCUUGAUCAACGGGAAGGAAGUCAACCUGGACAAGAACAUGACAGAGGCCUUUCAGAAUGCUUAUGAUGAGCUAGGAGGGCUGGGUGAGAGGGUGCUGGGCUUCUGCCAGUUCUACCUCCCUGAGAAGCAAUUCCCCCGAAGCUUCCAAUUUGAUGUGGAGAAAGUCAACUUCCCCAUCUCCAAACUCUGCUUCGUCGGGCUUAUCUCCAUGAUCGAUCCGCCUCGGGCCGCCGUGCCGGAUGCCGUUGGGAAAUGCCGAAGCGCCGGGAUCAAGGUGAUCAUGGUGACCGGGGAUCAUCCGAUCACCGCCAAAGCCAUUGCCAAGGGAGUGGGCAUCAUCUCAGAGGGGACUGAGACGGUAGAGGACAUUGCGCAACGACUCAACAUCCCCGUCAGUGAGGUGGACCCAAGAGAAGCCAAGGCCUGUGUGGUUCACGGUAGCGACCUCAAGGAGAUGACCUCUGAAGAACUGGAUGACCUCCUGAGGAACCACAACGAGAUCGUCUUUGCCCGCACUUCCCCGCAACAGAAACUCAUUAUCGUGGAAGGAUGCCAGCGGCAGGGAGCCAUUGUGGCGGUCACAGGUGAUGGAGUGAACGACUCGCCCGCCCUCAAGAAAGCCGACAUCGGCAUCGCCAUGGGCAUCGCCGGCUCCGAUGUCUCCAAACAAGCCGCGGACAUGAUUCUGCUUGAUGACAAUUUCGCUUCCAUCGUGACGGGCGUGGAGGAAGGCCGGCUGAUCUUUGACAACCUCAAGAAGUCCAUCGCCUACACCUUGACCAGCAACAUCCCAGAGAUCUCCCCUUUCCUGAUGUUUAUCAUCUUCAGCAUCCCGUUGCCCCUGGGCACCAUCACCAUCCUGUGCAUUGACCUGGGGACCGACAUGGUGCCCGCCAUCUCCCUGGCCUACGAGAAGGCCGAGAGUGACAUCAUGAAGAGGCAGCCGCGCAACUCCAAGACGGACAAGCUCGUGAACGAACGCCUCAUCAGCAUGUCGUACGGGCAGAUCGGCAUGAUGCAAGCCAUCGCCGGCUUCUUCUCUUACUUUGUGAUCAUGGCGGAAUAUGGGUUCCUCCCCUCCAUCUUGUUGGGGCUCCGCCUGGAUUGGGACGACCGGUCCAAGAACGACCUGGAGGACAGCUUCGGCCAGGAGUGGACCUACGAGCAGCGGAAGGUGAUCGAAUACACCUGCCACACCGCCUUCUUCAGCAGCAUCGUGGUCGUGCAGUGGACGGACCUCAUCAUCUGCAAGACCCGGAAGCUCUCUCUCUUCCAGCAGGGCAUGAAGAACGAGAUCCUCAUCUUCGGCCUCAUUGAGGAGACCACCUUGGCGGUCUUCCUGUCCUACUGCCCCGGCAUGGAGAUCGCCUUGCGCAUGUACCCGCUCCUGCCCAUGUGGUGGCUGUGCCCCAUGCCAUUCAGCCUGCUGAUUUUCGUCUACGACGAAAUCCGGAAGUGCAUUAUCCGUAAGCAUCCUGGCGGCUGGGUCGAGAGGGAGACCUACUACUGAU
Anolis sagrei ordinatus is the source of this 3126-nucleotide messenger RNA. The record is from RefSeq and is a predicted model, not a curated record. NCBI's taxonomy places the organism in Eukaryota, Metazoa, Chordata, Lepidosauria, Squamata, Anolidae.